CCCACAUCCCUUCCUACAAGCAGAGAGGAGGCUGCUUGAUUCUCUCUCCUUUGCAAAAGCUUCCUUGGUGCCAGUUCCUGGAAUCCGGACCCUGAAGCUUGUUUGGGCUCCUCAACUCCUCAGGAAGGAUGAAAGAGACAGAUCCUGCAAAUCUAACAAGGAUGGAAGGGGGAAGGUGGACGGUUAACCUGGUCAGGUUGCCUCCUGCAUCCCUCCCCACAACCUCUGAGCGUUCCCUCCCAGGGACCUACGAGAGAUCUGAUGGUGAUGAAUUGGAAGGGAAGAACAAGGGGGAAGGGAAGAACAGAAACCACAUAGCGGAGAAGUCCUAUAAAUAUUCAGAGUGUGGAGAGAACAUCCGUCAGAGCUCCCAGUCCACCUCCCAUCAAAGAAAGAGCUUCAUUCGGAGGGAUAGCUUUAAUUCACACGAAAGAACACAGAGUAGGAAGAAAUUGUAUCAGUGCAGAGAAUGUGGAAAGAGCUUCAGUUUCAAGAACAAUCUCACUUCCCAUCAAAGAAUUCAUACAGGGGAGAAACCCUAUCAGUGCUUGGAGUGUGGAAAGAGCUUCAGUCGGACGGAUCAUCUCACUUCCCAUCAAAGAAUUCAUACUGGGGAGAAACCCUAUCGGUGCUUGGAGUGUGGAAAGAGCUUCAAUCGGAAGGAACAUCUCUCUUCCCAUCAAAGAAUUCAUACUGGGGAGAAACCCUAUCGGUGCUUCGAAUGUGGAAAGAGAUUCAGCAGGGGGAUCUAUCUCACUUCACAUCAAAGAAUUCAUACAGUGGAGAAACCAUAUCAAUGCCUGGAAAGUGGAAAGAGCUUCAGUGACAGGCUGAUUCUCACUUCACAUAAAGAAAAUCAUUCAGGGGAGAACCCCUAUCAGUGCUUGGAAUGUGGAAAGAGCUUCACUAAUAGCUCCCAUUUCACUUCCCAUCACAGAAUUCAUACAGGGGAGAAACCCUAUCAGUGCGUGGAAUGUGGAAAGAGCUUCAGUCAAAGUCACCAUCUCACUUCCCAUCAAAGAAUUCAUACAGGGGAGAAACCCUACCAGUGCUUGGAAUGUGGAAAGAGCUUCAGUCUCAAGCACAAUCUCAAUUCCCAUCAAAGAAUUCAUAUAGGGGAGAAACCCUAUCAGUGCUUGGAAUGUGGGAAGAGCUUCAAUCAAAGCAGCGCUCUCACUUCCCAUCAAAGAAUUCAUACAGGGGAGAAACCCUAUCAGUGUGUGGAAUGUGGAAAGAGCUUCAAUCAAAGCAGCUCUCUCACUUCCCAUCAAAGAAUUCAUACAGGGGAGAAACCCUAUAAGUGCUUGGAAUGUGGAAAGAGCUUCAAUCAAAGCAGCUCUCUCACUUCCCAUCAAAGAAUUCAUACAGGGGAGAAAACCUAUCAGUGCUUUGAAUGUGGGAAAAGCUUCCGUGAGGGGACUGAGCUCACUUCCCAUCACAGAAUUCAUACAGGGGAGAAACCCUAUCAGUGCUUGGAAUGUGGGAAGGGCUUCACUAAAAGCUCCAAUCUCGCUUCACAUCAAAGAAUUCAUACUGGAGAGAACUUGUAUCAGUGCAGAGAAUGUGGGGAGAGCUUCAGUCAGAAGGAGAGUCUCACUUCCCAUCAAAAAAUUCAUUCAGGGGAGAAACCCUAUCAGUGCUUGGAAUGUGGAAAGAGCUUCAGUCAAAGCGCCCAUCUCACUACCCAUCACAGGAUUCAUACAGGGGAGAAACCCUAUCAGUGUUUGCAGUGUGGAAAGAGCUUCAGUCGGAAGGAUCAUCUCACUUCCCAUCAAAGAAUUCAUACCGGGGAGAAACCCUAUCGGUGCUUCGAAUGUGGGAAAAGCUUCAGAAAGAGCUCCCAUCUCACUUCCCAUCAAAGGAUGCAUACGGGGGAGAAACCCUAUCAGUGCUUUGAAUGUGGAAAGAGCUUCAGCCAGGGAAACUUUCUCACUUCCCAUCAAAGAAUUCAUACAGGGGAGAAACCAUAUCAAUGCCUGGAAUGUGGAAAGAGCUUCAAUUACAGGGCAAAUCUCUUUUCCCAUAAAAAAGCUCAUACAGGGGAGAAACCUUUUCAAUGCCAGGAGUGUGGAAAGAGCUUCAGUCACAGGCAGAGUCUCACUUCGCAUCAAAAAAUUCAUUCAGGGGAGAAACCCUAUCAGUGUUUAGAAUGCGGAAAGAGCUUUGGUCACAGGCAGAGUCUCACUUCCCAUCACAGAAUUCAUACAGGGGAGAAACCAUAUCAGUGCUUGGAAUGCGGAAAAAGCUUCCGGGAGGGGACUAAGCUCUCUUCCCAUCAACGAAUUCACACAGGGGUGAAACCCUAUCACUGCUUAGAAUGUGGAAAGAGCUUUAGUCAAAGCGCACAUCUCACUUCACAUCAACAAAUUCAUACAGGGGUGAAAUCCUAUCAGUGCUUAGAAUGUGGAAAGAGCUUCAUUCUCAGGCAAAGUCUCACUGCCCAUCACAGAGUUCAUACAGGGGAGAAACCCUAUCAGUGCUUGGAAUGUGGAAAGAGAUUCCUGGAGGGGACUGCACUAUCUUCCCAUCAAAGAAUUCAUACAGGGGAGAAACCUUUUCAGUGCCAUGAGUGUGGAAAGAGCUUUCGUCACAAUUCCAGUCUCGCUACCCAUCUAAGAAUUCAUAGCGGGACGAAACCCUAUCCGUGCUUGGAAUGUGGGAUGAGGUUCAAUCGAAAGGACAGUCUCACUUCCCAUCAAAGAACUCAUACAGGGGAGAAACCCUAUCAGUGCUUGGAAUGUGGAAAGAGCUUCAGCCAAAGCGCGAAUCUCAAGACCCACGAAAGAAUUCAUACAGGGGAGAAACCCUAUCAGUGCGUGGAAUGUGGAAAGAGCUUCCGGGAGGGGUCUAAGCUCACUAGCCACCAAAGAAUUCAUACCCAGGAGAAACCCUUAUGGAGGCCUCCCCCUCCGGGUACAGGACAACCGUGAAGUGUUCGGCAGCAGUCCCGUAUCUCAGCAACUCAUACGAGCACACAAACAGGAGAGAAAACGAAAGCUGAGCUGUUGGAAGUAUGCAGCAUCGCUAUAAAUCAAAAUAAAUCAAAGCAAAUCAUAAUAUAAAUAUAGCAACAGUGUGAGGAGCAGCUCACACAGACCUCCUGUCUGUCUGGGAGACAGAACAAAGAGAUGAAAAACCAAAGCACCAAAACGGACGUUCUGUGUCCGGGUUUCUGUUCUCACACUUCCAGAAGGUGUGGAAUGUAAAUAACGAUCACAUGAUCCAGUAAUGGGAAAGUGAAAAUACUAACAUCCUACCCCUUUUCAUGACAACCAUUGCUGCAUAUUUAGCUCAUGGGCGGCUUAUUUAUAAACACAGGCAAUUGUUUUUCGUUAACAACUUUUGACAACAAAGCAGCAGGAAUUAAUUUGACUGGCAUAUAGGACACACGAGUCCUUUUUGGAUACAAUCUCUUGCAUGAUAUAAUUUGAUCUGCAGGUAUUUGGUUCUUUGCUUAUAUUCUUCAGAAUUACGCAAAGCUAUGCAUGAUUUGUUGUCUUGGUAAACCUGUAUAGGACAAUAAACUUUCAUCCACAAUUACAGUAACCAUUCAACAUCCAUGAGUGCAGAUGUCAGAGCACUAAGUUCAGCUUCACAGGAACUUAAACUUACAGUAUGUAGUUUGCAUGACCACUCAGACAGACAGUUAUUAUAACAUACACCUGACGUGCUUUUACCAUCUAUGGAAGGCAUGUCCAAAGUCCAUUUCAGGGGCCUAAUCCGGCCCGGCGGUCAAUUUAAUUCGGCCCCCAUGGCUCAGAGUGCCAACAACCAGUACGUUUCCGAGCACAAUUCAAAGUGUUGGUGCUGACCUUUAAAGCCCUAAACGGCCUCGGUCCAGUGUACCUGAAGGAGCGUCUCCACCUCCAUCGCUCUGCCCGGACACUGAGGUCCAGUGCCGAGGGCCUUCUGGCGGUUCCCUCACUACGAGAAGCCAAAUUACAGGGAACCAGGCAGAGGGCCUUCUCGGUAGUGGCACCCACCCUGUGGAACGCCCUCCCACCAGAGGUCAAAAAGAAAAACAACUACCAGAAUUUUAGAGGACAUCUGAAGGCAGCCCUUUUUAUGGAAGCUUUUAAUCUUUAAGAAAAUUUUUAAUAUUUCUGUUGGAAGCUGCCCAGAGUGGCGGUUGUUAUUAUUACAGUGGUACCUCUACUUACGAAUUUAAUGCGUUCCGAACGCACAUUUGUAAGUCGAAAAAAAUUGUAAGUCAAAUUCCAUAGGAAUGCAUUGGGAGAAAAAAUUCGUAAGUCGAAGCAACCCAAAAUUCGUACAUAGAAAAAAUCCUAUCUAAACCGCAUCCAAGAUGGUGGACGGACCUCCAUUCGUAAGAGGAAACAUUUGUAAGUAGAGUUAUUCGUAAGUAGAGGUACCACUGUAUUAUUAUUAAACAGGCGCUCUGUUUGAGACCAUACAGAGACUUAUUGAGACUGCAUACCAGUCCCUGCUUUACCUGGUACUGUACGCUUUGACCUUGAAACUUGAAACUAGAGCUGAUGAAGAAUGAACCGAAGCAGGGUCUUGUCCUGGAUUCCCCAAAACUGGAUUGCUACUGGAAUUUGUCUUAUUAUUCUCAACCUAAAACUUUCUAAAAAUUAAUCUACUCCCUGGCCAGAGCUCUUGGAAUCUUCUCAUUUGAUUUUCUCAACUCUCCAAGGACUCCAAUUGAUUUAGUACACCGUCAGGCGGUAGCAUGUAGCUAUCCCCAUCCAGAGUACCAUACAAAAAUGCUGUGUUCACAGCGUGAUGUGAAACAUUCAGACCACCUUCAGCAGCAAUUUUAAGCAUCAGCCUUAGCGGCCCUUUGUGACCUGCGUGCAAUAAGCAAAUCUUUCGGAUCAGGUUUGGAGAAAACUGUCCUGUAGUGAAAAGUAGUACCUCUAAGUCUGUAUCAGACUCAUCAGAUGGGCUAAGACAGGCAUCCCCAAA
Messenger RNA from Zootoca vivipara (common lizard), 4929 nucleotides. RefSeq lists its product as uncharacterized. Lineage: Eukaryota; Metazoa; Chordata; Lepidosauria; Squamata; Lacertidae. Gene Ontology annotation, molecular function: DNA-binding transcription factor activity, RNA polymerase II-specific; RNA polymerase II cis-regulatory region sequence-specific DNA binding. The record is from RefSeq and is a predicted model, not a curated record. Gene Ontology annotation, biological process: regulation of transcription by RNA polymerase II.